UCUCGACUGUAGACAGCAUACGCAAUCUGUGUUCAGUAUAGGGUGAAGACUCGUCCAAUUGCGAAAUUAAUACAUGUAUUGUACUGAAAUGUUUUGGUUUGACGUCACUUGUCGUGCAAUUCAUUGUUGUCUAAUCGAGAGCACCGCUUUGGGGGAAAUAUAGAAGGGAGUGCCUUCUCUUUCAGAAAUUCAACUGAACUUGCCUUCACGAACUGAAUGACUUGUUACUGCUCAACAAAUCAGCUCUUGACGUAACUGUUUUUGCCAGACAAGAUCAGGACUUCAUCUGAAUAGCAUAUCUAACAGCAUCAUAGCCAUGAGUAAGGGCAAGAAGCUCCGGAACUACCAAGAAGAACUCGCUCGUCCAGGGAUUCGAGGCUACAACUACAUCAUCUGUGCUCCCACAGGAUCUGGCAAGACGAUGACAGCUGCUUCGUUAUGUCAUCGUAGAAUGGUCGCACUUGAGAAACAAGGGAAACCUUUUAAAGCCGCUUUCAUAGUUCCAACACGUCAUCUGAAAGGUCAACAGCGAGAUGCAUUUUGGGAUUUCUUCCAUCCGAGCUCAGCGGUGGCCGUAACGAAGACGAGCCAGUUCCGAAGGACCUUCGACGAUCCCGGUGUCAAUGUCCUCAUGAUCACGGCUCAGAUCCUGGUCAAUGCCCUAAGUGACGGCAAGUUCAGGUUCCAGGAGGUGUCAAUGCUGGUGUUCGACGAAUGUCACCAUACGACCCUUAACCACCCUUAUAAUGAGAUCAUGAAGAUGUACAUGCAGGAAAAGAAACGAUUAAUUGACGUUCAAAGGAAGACUAAAGGAGCGUGGUUGGUUGGACUGCCCUUUGGAGGCCUGCCCCAAAUUGUUGGUUUGACGGCGUCUCUUGGGACUGGUGGGUCACGUGAUGCAGUUAAACACAUCGUGAAUCUGUGCGCCAAUCUGGACUGCACUGGUAUCAUCACGGUUACAGAUCCUUCCAAUCUUAAAGAACUGGAGGGGAUUAACAGGCCACCCGAGCUGGAUAAAAUAAUACCCACUUCUCCCAGGGCGCCCUCGGAAGUAAGCAUUUGCACAGAGAAGACACUGCAAGGUCUCAUGAGGGCUUUGGAAAAUCGCUUCUUGAUAGGAAAGUCGACCGGUGCUUCCCUCCGACCGUAUGGAUCAAUCGCAUAUGAAACAUGGAUAGGACCAAUAGCAUCCCAAGCAGAAAAGGAGAACAGAUCACUCUAUCCAGCCGCGUCAUACCUUCUAAAGCUGAACAUGGCCCUGCUCACCUACAAUGAUCUACCGGCCAGGUACGUUCUCCAUGCAUUCGAGACAUUCAAGGAACAGAAUAGGGCAGAGUUUGACCUGACCAAGACGGGGAAAGAGUGCAGAGAGAUGUACGAAUCUCGCGUGGCCGAGCUGAAGCAGCUGGUACCCAAGGAGAAUCCUCUGGAAACCCCUAAACUUAAAGAACUUGUUAACAAACUGGAGCGUGUGUACACGGCAAUACCAAAUUCGAGAGGUAUUGUUCUUGCUCGGACACGGUUCGCUACCGUAGCCCUCUUAGACUUCAUCAGCUAUCACUUCUCGUCAUCGAGAUCGGUGAAGAUCCGACCAACUCGAAUCGUCGGUCAGGGCAAAGAGACGGAAGACGCCCAAACCGCUGCCAGGCAAGAGGAUGCGCUCCAUCAAUUCAAAACAGGCGAGGCCAAUCUCCUAAUCGCUACCGAUAUCGUCCAAGAGGGUCUCGAUGUCCCUGCUUGUAAUUUCAUCAUCCGGUAUAACUUCGUCAGCAACGAGAUCGGGACAGUUCAGUCGAAGGGACGAGCUCGGGCUAAAAAUUCGCAGUGUUUCCUGUUAGUAGAAAAAGGUUCCAUAAAUGAGAAAAGAGAACAUGAGAACAGACAGCGAGUAAGAGAUAUGGAUGAAGCCAUUAAAAGGAUCAAUGCAAUGAAUAAAGAAAUAUGGCUUGCUCGAGUUGGAGAAAAACAACUUGCUAUCAUUGCUGAAAAGAAACAAAGCCCCAGAACUUCUACAGUCCCAUCAUCGCCUUCAGCUCGUCGAUCUGCUACCUCAUCAAAUCAUCAGACCCGCUUUCUAUGCAAGCACUGUCGGACGUUCACCCGAUUGGACUUGGACGAUGUGGAAGAGGGCGGUGAGGCGCCGAAUCAUGUCCAACGGGCAGCAAGAAACAUGCUCUCAGAUAGGGCGAGGACUCAAGCCCUGGUGUCACUUUCAAGGAUGUCUGCAGACCAGAGACAUAGACCAGAUUCCUGUCACAACUGUGGGAAACCAAUCACCAGCUGGUGAUCCUCGAUUGAGUGUCAUUUAAACUUGUUAUAAACUAUUGUUGAAAGCUACUGAGCAGUUAAUUAAUUAUCCAAUGAUAAAAUUUGAUAUAGAGGCAUAGCAUUUGUUAUUGAUUAAAAUGAGUUUUAAAAGGGGUAAAGGGCCCUGUUUCCUGAAUGCAAUAGUAAAUGAUUGUAAAAAAUAAUUGAAUAUGAUUUAUUUCCUGAAUAAGGUAUUAAAUUGAAGCAAAAUUAGACAAAUGAUAAUGAAACUUCUUGCCGUUUUUUAUCAAUUUUUUUGUCUGUACAAUAGGCUGAUAAAGAUGAUGCGAAUCCUAAUUCCGGAAAUAAAAACAAUUAUAAUAUACAUAUAAUAUUAAUUAUAAAUAGCCGUAACAGACUUGGUGGCUGAGUGGUUUAAGUGUCUAUCUCAUGUAUGUAAGCUCAUGGUUUCGAAACACGACCGAACUCAUACCAAAGACUCUCAAAGUAGGCCUACCUUCUGCAUUCUCUUGCGUUAAAACUUUCAUGAUGUAGACUUUAGGCAAACAUUGAUACAUCUUACAUUAUACAACGCCAGCUUAUAUAGCUAUUUCAUUAGUAAGAAGCUACACAAUGUAAAUAACACAUUUUCAGAAUUAUUAUGUUGCCGAAUUUUAUAUCCAAAUCGGUUGAUAUAAAACUACUAACUUCUACAUUCUUUUUUAAGGCUUUAUUUCGAAACAACAAUUUAUUGUGUCUGAGCAGAAUGAGUGAUUACAUUCGGCUAAAAUAUUGUACAUUUCCUGAUUCCCAAUCCAAUAAUGGUAUUUAUUUUUCAGCCGGUAAUAUUGUGAUCUCUAUCAUUUUUGUAAAAUCAGAAUAGGUUUAGGAGCUAGGAAAUUAACACACCAAAAUUGUGCUUCUACCACCAACAUUUACACCCACACCGGACUUGAAAUCAACCGUUGACCAACAUCGAUUACUGUUUUCAUUCAUAAUGUUGAUGUUUGUAUAGGAGUGCACUGCUACAAACUGACAAAGUAUAACGUUUAAUACUUAAUAGUACUUCUAUUUUGAAUGGUGGCUAUAUAUUAUACAAGAGGUUUUUCAUACGUGAUAUGGUUGUCGUUAUUUCGUGCUUUCAUUUUAGUACUUUAUAUUUAUCAAUAAUUAUUUCAUUAUAGUUUUUCAUUCAUAAAAUUAUUUAUUUUAUAUAUAAAUGAAGGUCCUGCGUUGGUGGUUGUAUAAAGCAAAAUACUAGAUGAAAGAAACAACCGUCGAGAGACAAGUUUCAAUUAAAUUUUCGCCAAUAGGGCUUCAUCAGAAAAUGUUGAAUUUAUUAAGUCAACAAGCAAGUAUUAUGCUUAUCGUUGUUAAAAUGCCAAUUUUGCUUUUAUAUAGAAACCUCUUUUCGGCCAAUUAUUUCUAUUGUACGGAUUUGUGACCCUUUUUCAUGUUACUUACGCCUCCCCUGCUUGAACCAGUCUGCCCCGACUGCAUAUCCAUUAGGGGUGCGGAGGACCGUUUCAUAAAGCUGUUCGUAAGUUAAGAGCGAUUUUAAGAACGACUGGUGAGACUUUCUUACCCGCUAAACAAUCGCUAAUGAACAUACCAUUGCCACUAGAAAGGAUCACCAGUCUUUCUUAAAGUUGCUCUUAACUUACGAACAGCUUUAUGAAACACCAACCUGGUGUCAACAGAUCUAGACACUCUUUACUCUUUAUUUCACUCAAAUGUAUCAAUGGAGAUGUGUUAACUCAAGAGGCAAAAUGGUAUUCCUUGUAUUUUAAGUUAUACGUUUUUUAGUAAAUGUAUGUAUGUCAUUUUUAAAGGAACAGUUACAUGUAUAUUUGAAAGCAAACAGUAUACUCCAUGACGUCUAAAGUCACUAUAGGCUACCUAGAGCAGCUUAGCUGUCUCCAAAUCCCAAUGACCUUAUGUAGGCCUACAUUACCAAAGACGGGAAAUGAAAAUACAAUAGACUAUAUAUUACAGUACGUAUCAAAAAAAG
Messenger RNA from Lytechinus variegatus (green sea urchin), 4258 nucleotides. RefSeq names its product antiviral innate immune response receptor RIG-I-like. Gene Ontology annotation, molecular function: DNA binding; hydrolase activity; ATP binding. The coding region runs from base 317 to 2287 and encodes 656 amino acids. Lineage: Eukaryota; Metazoa; Echinodermata; Echinoidea; Temnopleuroida; Toxopneustidae. The transcript is spliced from 11 exons. The record is from RefSeq and is a predicted model, not a curated record. Gene Ontology annotation, cellular component: cytoplasm.